GUAACUCCAUGCGCCUUGUUGUCGUGUCGGACAUCUUUCUUUAGUUAGCUCAAAUCAAAGUUUGUUCCAAACAUUUGUUCUUGUAUUUUUGGAGGUUAAGAUUUUGUGUAUACGAUACGGAACCUUACUGUAGCCUAGCGAUGUUUCUAAAAAUUAUUUGAAUCGUUUGGCACUUUUCUCGCCGUUCUGAAGGUUCAGUGCCGUAUGAAAACAUGGGUGCUCGAAGGGGUGCCGUCUGUCCAAUUUGCGACAAAAGCUUUGCUCAAGCCUACAGUUUAACCAUUCACAUGAGGAUCCACAAUGGGGAGAAGCCGUUUCCGUGUUCAGUGUGUGGACGAUGUUUCACUCAGGCUCACUCACGCACCAAACAUGAGCGCACCCACACAGGUGAGAGGCUGCAUGGCUGUCCUGUGUGUGGAAAGCGCUUUGGGGAGCCUUUCAUGUUAAAGCGCCACAUGCGUGUGCAUACAGGUGACAAGCCGUUCCGUUGUCUGGAGUGCGGAAGAUCUUUUUCGGACAAGUUUGGAUUGAAGCGGCACUUAAAAACCCAUGUGAGUGUGAAGCCUCAUGUCUGCCCUGACUGUGGGGAGAGCUUCUCCAACUCAUGGCUCUUGGCAACCCAUCAACUCCAACAUAUGGGAAUCUCAGCACCUGGCUCCAGUCAGGGUGAAUUCCCACCUAUACCUGGUGUCUUGAAACGGAAACCUGGAGACGCAGGUCCUGUUGCACCGGCGGCUGCUGCUGUGUUGCAACAAGCUCAUGAACAACAGCAGCAGCAGCAUAUUGACGCUCAAGUGUCUGGGGUCCAGGUUGUGCAUAUACAACCGGUCUCAAACGAAUCUCCACAGGUGCACAAUCAACAGGCCCAACCAACAACAGCACCACGACAAUCCAAUGGGAAUGCUCAUAAUGGCAAAAAGAAGACACACAUAUGUCUGGUGUGUGGGAAAGGUUACUCUGAUGCCUGGGGUCUGUCCAAACAUAGUUGGGUUCACUCUGGUGUCAAACCAUACAGCUGCUCAGAGUGCGGGAAAGGCUUUGGUGACAAAUGGAGUUUGACUAAGCAUAUGAGGGUGCACUCAGGAGAGCGGCCAUACGAAUGCUUUUUAUGUGGACAAUGUUUUUCUGACAAAUCAUCCCUCCAAAGUCAUUUGCAAGUACAUACUGGUGAGAAGCCUUACAUAUGUGAUGUAUGUGGAAAAUGUUUUGCUGCUGCACGUGCUCUGGAAGAUCACCGAGCUGGUCAUGGUGACAGGGACCAACAUGCCUGUCCUGUGUGCACACGGGUGUUCAUGACCAAAAGAGGAGUUACUGACCAUUGGAAGAAACACUGCGGGAAAGACAACCCUAGUGCAAUUGAAAAUUUUACUACGACUGUAGAAAAUACUGUUCCUACUACUUUGUGCACUGUUGAAUUGAAACCUGAUCAAGAGCUGACCACUGUGGCACUGGUGACUACACCAGAGUACCAAACUGUGCAAGUAACUCCCGUGCAAGUUGUUCAAGCACAACAACAAACUCAGCAAACCCAGGUACAAUCCCAGCCGCAAGGUCCAGUGCAGGUCCAAAUUCAACUUCAGGCUGGCAAAGACUUGUGGCCUGCAACUGCCACAUGGGAAUCUGCCAGUAUUUUGGAAGUGCCUUCAUCUGGAAGCCCUGGGAAGCUAGAGGCCAAAAUUACUCCCCUUUUUUUCUGUGAAAUUUGUCAUAAAACCUUCCGGCAGCUCUCUCAAUUUGAAAAACACAAGGCUGUUCACACAUCUGGUUCGAAAGGAAAAGAGCAGCCUGAAGCACUGCAGGUUUCAAGAACAGAAGAACGGGAACAAGCUGGACAAGAUCAGCCACACCGCUGCGAUAGUUGUGAAAAAACAUUUGCUUCUGUUAACUGCUUCAAAACUCAUGUUGAAUCUGAGGGUUGCCCUAAAAACUGUGCGCUCUGUGGUAAAACUUAUCGUACCAUAAACCCUGAUGGUGCCCGUGUUAGUUCCCCAUACUGUGAGACUUGUACAGUUUCACAACAUUUUGAUGAUCAUGGUGACUUGACAGCAGCAAAGCGCACUCAAAAUCCCUCUUGGUCUUUUGAUGCCACCCAAAUGACAUUCCAGAAGCAUAUAUCUGUGCAUGGUGAUGGUACAAAGCCGUGCAGUUGUGGCCACUGUGAUGGCAUGUUCUCAAGCCACACUACUGUUCCUACUCAUGUCCUGUCUGUGCCAACAGCUGGUGUAUGACAAUAUGUCAAUUCCUACUUGCCCAGAAAACAAUUGCCACCACAUCCUUCUCAGCGUCAGUCAUUAUGACACUAGUUGUGAAUUUUCCGAGUGCCUUGUGCAGUAAAUAAUAUGACAUUGUCAUAUGUGCUGAAGCAUGCCAAGCAUGCCUAAUAUUUCAAAAUAAACCUGUCAGGAUUUGUUUUUCCUGUGCAAUGUAGCUUAAGUUAGCCAUACAGGUGAAAAUUAACCCAGUUUUCAACCUCAUGAAGAAAGCAGCGCUGUGGUUAUUCUUUAGUUGUAUGAUUACAGUUUUUGUAGAAUUAAUCAUGGUUUUACUUAUGUGCUGUUUUUUCCUUUGGACUGUUUAACAAACUGCCGGUGGAGUAUGUGAAGGAAGUGUGACUGAGCUUGCUUUUCUUGUUUAUUGUUAAUAAAAAAUAAUGCAACUGGCUAUGUAUAAAUAUGAUCUUUGCCAUUCUUUGUUUUGUACAGAUGACGACGAUAAUCUGUAUACAUUACAAAACCUGUAAAUCUAGUCUCAAGGUCCUGAUAGUCGACACCACUGAGUGCACAUUUAAAAUUAAAUUUUAAAAAAUCCACUUGCCUUUACAUACAUCCUUGGUUUUGUAUAGUUUUUUCUUUUCUUUUUAAGAGAGAGUAACCAAGUGAACAUUAAAGUGAAGGGGACUCAUGUUUGUUUUGAAUGAGUUUAUCUAUCUGUUACAGUGUGCAAUUUUUAUUAAAAGUAUACCUUCGUUUUCUAUAUUUAGUCGAAAUUAUACUUCCCUGUCUUGGCCAGUUGGGUCAGUACCAGAGCUCCUGAUGCAUUCACAUUUUGAAAUUGAGUCACAUGUAUCUGAUUCCUUACUCCAUAUUUAUAUAUGUAAUUUCGAAUAGAAAUAAAUUGUAAGGUUAGGCAGAGCAAUUUUGCUGACAUAGUUAACUUGUCUCAACAUAGUCCCAUAUAACAAUAGUAUUGUAUUUUACCCAGUUCAUUGUUUACCACAGAGAGGCAGUUGCAUUAAUUUGUAUGAAUUACAAGUGGAACAGUCUCUCUUGUUUCCAAUCCAAAGUAGAGACUCUAAUUCCUAUGCCACAAGCACUAUGCCACAUUUAUAUCAUUAAAACAAAUCCACCAGGGACCAACUUUAAAAAAAUUGAAUAGAUGGGUUUGUAAACUGGAUUUUCAUUCUGCUUCAUGCAAUGCAUUGUAAUGUCCUUUAACAAGGACCAGGAGCUAAAAGUUCUGGGAUGUAACUGUUACCAUUCAGUAUAAGGAUUGUAUUUAAUUCCAAAUUGAUAAAGAAUAAGUUGCUUGUAGUGUUUUUAUCAUGUGAUGCUUACUAUAGGUUUCCUAUUUGUAUUGUAUUGUAUUGUUCUUUUACAAACAUUGUUGUAGUUAUCCAAGAUAACAUGUGACGGGAAAGAAAUAAUACAUGGCGUUUACUUGUCAA
Thrips palmi is the source of this 3664-nucleotide messenger RNA. Its product is annotated as zinc finger protein 850-like. The record is from RefSeq and is a predicted model, not a curated record. The transcript has 2 exons. Gene Ontology annotation, molecular function: RNA polymerase II cis-regulatory region sequence-specific DNA binding; DNA-binding transcription factor activity, RNA polymerase II-specific. Gene Ontology annotation, biological process: regulation of DNA-templated transcription. The coding region runs from base 213 to 2228 and encodes 671 amino acids. Gene Ontology annotation, cellular component: nucleus. Lineage: Eukaryota; Metazoa; Arthropoda; Insecta; Thysanoptera; Thripidae.